Molecule: messenger RNA, 2735 nt
Organism: Camellia sinensis
Lineage: Eukaryota; Viridiplantae; Streptophyta; Magnoliopsida; Ericales; Theaceae
Product: zinc finger CCCH domain-containing protein 66
Molecular function (GO): protein binding; metal ion binding
Source: RefSeq, a predicted model, not a curated record
UGGAGGUCCAGCGAGCAAGAGGAGAGAGAGAGAGAGAGUACUUUCAUAGGCUCGACUUUAUUGACCUUUAACACAAAAAAGAGGAGAAAAGUCUAUCUCCCUCUCUGUCUCUCUAGUUUUGUAACUUUCUCUCUCUAGCUUUUCCCUCCCAUUGCCCGGUCGUGUGAUUAAAGGGGGGGGUCUGUGAUUUUUGGGAAACCAGUUCUCAACUUGUUCUCGUUUUGCUCUGUUGAGACCCAAUUCUUAGCAGCAAUCUUCCUCUCUUAUAGAAUCAAGAAAGAGAGCAUUCACUGUGCAGUGGUUCCAAGGGGAAACCCUGUCCAAUUGGUUUAAUAAUGGAGGGUAUUAUUGAAUUUGAAAAAAAGAGGCGAACUUUCAGUAAAUUUUCACUUUUGCUCGAAUUAGCGGCGACCGAUGAUCUGAUCAGCUUUAAAAUUGCUCAUGAAGAAGAGGCUCAUGAUAUUGAUGAGUCAAGCUUAUGGUAUGGUAGAAGAAUUGGCUCAAAGAAGAUGGGGUUUGAAGAGAGGACACCCCUUAUGAUUGCAGCCAUGUUUGGUAGCAAACAAGUUUUGAGUUACAUACUUGAAACUGGAAGAGUUGAUGUUAAUAGGGCUUGUGGUUCAGAUAGAGCCACCGCUCUCCACUGCGCUGUUGACGGUAGUUCCGUAAAUUCACCUGAUGUUGUCAGGCUUUUGCUCCAUGCUUUUGCUGAUCCCAAUUGUCUUGAUGCUAAUGGGAACCGACCCAGUGACUUGAUAAAUCCGUAUUUGUAUUCUUCCUUCAAUUCGAAGAGGAAAGUAGUUGAAUUCCUGCUAAAGGGAAGCAAUAAUAUUGGGGAAGAAUGUUUCUUGGCUGAUCAGGGCUUUGAACAUAACGAAGAACAAAAUGAUCAACAGAUGUUGACACCGACCUCCUCUAAAGAUGGGAGUGAGAAGAAAGAAUAUCCUGUUGAUCUCUCUCUUCCAGACAUCAAGAACGGGAUAUACGGGACGGAUGAGUUUAGAAUGUAUACGUUCAAGGUUAAGCCUUGCUCGAGGGCUUACUCGCAUGACUGGACAGAAUGUCCGUUUGUCCACCCUGGGGAAAACGCUAGGCGACGUGAUCCACGGAAAUAUCAUUAUAGCUGCGUGCCAUGUCCCGAGUUCCGAAAGGGGACGUGCAGGCAGGGGGAUGCUUGUGAAUACGCACAUGGAAUUUUUGAGUGCUGGCUUCACCCUGCGCAGUAUCGAACCCGUCUCUGCAAAGAUGAGACGGGUUGCUCCAGAAGGGUGUGCUUCUUUGCUCACAAACCUGAAGAGCUUCGCCCCUUGUAUGCCUCAACCGGGUCAGCAGUGCCUUCUCCUAGAUCAUUCUCAAACGGUGCUCCUUCGUUGGAUAUGACAUCAAUGAGCAUGCUUGGUCAUGGUUCUCCUCUUUUGAUGCCGCCCACUUCAACACCACCUAUGACUCCUUCAGGAGCUUCUUCUCCUAUGGGUGGGUCGAUGUCUAUGUGGCAGAACCAGCACAACAUCGUGCCUCCCACACUGCAGCUUCCUGGUAGCCGGUUGAAGUCUUCGUGGAGUGCUAGAGACAUGGAUUUAGAUGCUGAAUUACUUGGGCUUGAAAGUCAUCGUCGCAGGCAGCAGCAACAGUUGAUGGAUGAGAUGUCAAGUCUCUCCUCCCCAACCAGUUGGAAUUGUAACUUGGCUACUGCUGCAGCUUUUGCAGCUUCGUCUUUUGAUCGAAGUGGGGAUUUCAAUAGGCUCGGAGGUGUGAAACCUACCAACCUUGAUGAUGUUUUCGGAUCUAUUGAUCCUGCAAUUUUGCCUCAGUUCCAGGGACUUUCUCUAGAUGCCUCCGCAUCCCAAGCGCAGUCUCCAACUGGAAUGCAGAUGCGCCAGAACAUGAACCAGCAGCUCCGCUCGACCUAUCCUACAAGCCUUUCAUCCUCACCAGCCCGUGCAUCGUCAUCAAUGGGGAUUGACCCAUCUGGGGCUUCAGCAGCUGCAGCGGUUCUGAGUUCAAGGGCAGCUGCCUUUGCAAAGCGGAGCCAGAGCUUCAUCGAUAGGAGCACUGUGAACCAUCUCUCUGGGCUUCCUUUGCCUGCUUCUUCUGCAAAUGUAAUGCCUUCUAACCUUUCGGAUUGGGGAUCUCCAGAUGGGAAAUUGGAUUGGGGCAUUCAGAAAGAUGAGCUGAACAAAUUGAGGAAGUCUGCUUCUUUUGGCUACCGAAGCAACAGUAGCAAGUCUUUGGUGAACGAUGCCCCAAUGGUAAAAUCUGGGCACUUCGAUUUUGAGGAGCAGUAUCAGCAGUAUCAUUUGACCAGUGGUGGUUCUGAGAUUCUCCCCUCUUGGGUGGAGCAGCUGUACAUGGAGCAGGAGCAGAUGCAGAUGGUGGCUUAAAACUGAAGUUAGCAUCUGCAUUGGUUUUCUUAAUUUCAAAUUUAACAAUAUUUCUUGCCAUUUUUUGGAAUUUUUAUUCAUAUUCACCGUAUGUAGGUGGAAAGAAAUGGAGAGAAGGUAAGGCCUUACUAAAAUGUUGAAAACAAGGAACUUGGGCAGGAUAAAAAUGAUUCUGCUCAGAUAUUAUAUAUUUAUUUAAUUUCACAACCUACUUUUGCCCCCUCUUACUGUGUUUCUUUUGUUCUUGUAUUGAUAACUGCUAGAAAAAUGUUAGAUGAAUAUUUUCUUCUAAGACGAUAGUUCAGUUGGCACUACCAAAUUGUGAUGUGAAAUAGAAGUGCGGAGUUUUAUCUA